Messenger RNA from Symsagittifera roscoffensis, 3214 nucleotides. RefSeq names its product glutamate receptor 2-like. Gene Ontology annotation, cellular component: AMPA glutamate receptor complex; dendritic spine; postsynaptic density membrane. Gene Ontology annotation, molecular function: transmitter-gated monoatomic ion channel activity involved in regulation of postsynaptic membrane potential; AMPA glutamate receptor activity. The record is from RefSeq and is a predicted model, not a curated record. Gene Ontology annotation, biological process: synaptic transmission, glutamatergic; modulation of chemical synaptic transmission. Lineage: Eukaryota; Metazoa; Xenacoelomorpha; Acoela; Convolutidae.
GCUGCAAGAGACUACCAGGCUCUGAAGUCGUUCACCAAGGGGGGGAUGAACAUCACGGCCCUCUCCAUCCAGCAGCUGAACAGCGAGGAGAAGAGCAGAUUCGUGCAGAAGCUAAACAACGCCACCCACCCACUCAUAAACAACACUUACGCAGAGGUACACAGCCCAUACUCGCAUGUCAACACCCCUUCUCUAGAAUGUAGUGGCAAGUUAAGUGAAGUGAGUUGUCUGUUUGUUCAUGCAGCUCCGAUGUUGCUGGCGUAUGACGCAGUGGCUGUUCUUCGUCAGGCAUGGGCAGAUGUGGUCGUUCAGAUCCAGGACACUUCAGGGGGUAAUGGUGGGGGGUCGAGUGGGGGCAGCUCCAGUCUGUCGCAGGAGUGCUACGGGAGGAACGGGAACCAGGGACCCCUGUGUCUGUUGUCGAACGAGAACUUGAAGCAGUUCUGCAUGCAGCCCAGAGACAGGAAGCCCAGAGUGCAGAAGCUGAUGGAUCUGUUUAUGCGUGCACUGAGACAAGUGCACAUCAGUGGCGUCACCGGCAACAUCCAGUUCGACUCCAGCGGCUUCCGGCGCAACCUGUCUCUGGAGCUGCAUGAGAUCUCCUUCAUCUCGGAGGACAAACAGAUUGGGAAGUGGAGUGACGAAGCGGAGGACUUCAUCCUGGAUGAGCCUAGUAUGGGCAUGAGUAGUGGACAGGACGUCCUCACCAGACACCUCAUAGUCACAUCCAUCAUAGAGCCGCCGUUCCUCAUGUUGAAGGAGCAGGACCCCUCGGAGGGGGUGUUGAGUGGCAAUGGGCGCUUCGAGGGCUACUGCGUGGAGUUGGCCCAGAUGCUGGCCAAUGACCUGGACUUCAGCUACGAGAUCAGACUCGUAGGCGACAACCAAUACGGAAGUCUCGUCCAGGGCACCAAUGGCACCUGGAACGGAAUGAUCGGCGAGACUGCACACCUGGCAAUUGCACCCCUGACCAUCAAUGCAGACAGACAGCGGGUGGUGGCAUUCACGAAGCCCUUCAUGAACAUAGGCAUCUCCAUCAUGAUCAAGCGGCCCCAGUCCAAACUGCCAGGCCCACUCUCCUUCCUCGACCCAUUCUCAAACGAAAUCUGGUAUGGGAUCAUCAUCGCCUACUGUGGAGUGUCUCUGGGUCUGUUCUUCGUGGCCAGAUUCAGUCCCAUCGAGUGGCAGGACAAAGUGGCCUACAGGGAAGUGACCAGCACCACCACUCUGCCCCCCUCCUCCUCCGCCUCCCUCUCCCUCUCCUCCCCCUCCUCCCCCGCGUGCACUGUGACCAGUCAGCAGCAGCAGGCAGUCUACCUCAAACACAACGACUUCACCCUCAACAACUGCAUGUGGUUCUCCCUGGGGGCACUCAUGCAGCAGGGCACAGACAUCGCCCCCAAGGCGCCUGCGUCUCGCAUAGUGGGAGGAGUGUGGUGGUUCUUCACUCUGAUCAUCAUCAGCAGCUACACUGCCAACCUGGCCGCCUUCCUCACGGUGGAGCGGAUGGUCACUCCCAUCAACAAUGCGGACGAGUUGCCGGCCCAGAAGGAGAUCAGCUACGGCACCCGCUCCUCCGGAUCCACCAAACAGUUCUUCAACAACUCCCAGAUAGAGGUGUUCAAGAAGAUGUGGGACUACAUGAGCUCAGCCACGCCCUCCGUGUUCGAGCCAUCGAAUGAGGCUGGGAUUGAGCGAGUGAGGAGUAGCAAUGGGAAGUAUGCCUUCCUGAUUGAGAGUGCGAUGAAUGAGUACGUGCAGCAGCAGAAGCCAUGUGACACCAUGAAGGUCGGACCCAACCUAGACUCCAAGGGCUACGGCAUAGCAGCCGCACACAACUCCCCCUGGGUAAAGAACAUCACCCUGAAGAUUCUGAAGUACCAGGAGGAUGGGGCCCUGGAGAGGCUGAAGACUACGUGGUGGGUGGACAAGGGCGAGUGUGGGGGCUCCUUCUCCUCCACCUCCACAGACUCCACCAACUCCCUGGGACUGAGCAGUGUGGCCGGAAUAUUCUACAUCCUCAUAUCCGGACUGGCCCUGGCCAUGCUCAGUGCUGUGGCAGAGUACACUGUCAAGUCAUGCAACCACAAACACCUCAACAGAAACAGAAACAACAGCCACACACUCUCCCCCUCGGACCAGCAGGGGCCACACAAGAACAGCGCCCAUCAUGUACAUAAUCGAGUGUCGUAUGAGCCAGUUGCAUGUGUGAAUGAAGAGAGAGAUGGGAAAGAGUAUGGGAUGAUGAGUCCCCUGGCAACACUGGUGGGGGCACAUAACACACCAGGAUCGCAUUCCUCCGCCACGCCCUACGCAUUCAUCACUCCCUCCCCCCACCACCAUCACCACAGUCUCAUCGGCGGCACCACUGUAGUCCCCACCCAGAACCCCACCCUAAUGGGCCACAUCGGAUUCUCCCUCAACCCCCAUGCACUCUCAGACGGGAACGGGACGGGGGCAACAGCAGCCAUAGCCCCACACACCCUCACAGACUACAACACAAACUACGCCACCAUGUACAGCGCCCCCUUCGGAUCACAGGCCUACUUCCUCCAGCAGCAGCAGCAGCAGCAGCAGCAGCAGCAGCAGCAGCAGAACCCCCCGCCCUCCCUCAACCAGACAGGCGCAGCAGGAGGGGGAGGCACGAUGCAACAACCCCAACCCCCCAGCUACAAUAUGCAACAGCAAGUCCCCGCCUUUUCCCUCGAGAGUGGUCAGAACUCCGGCAACCCCACCCUCCUAACCCUAUCCCACUCCUCUGGACACCACCUCAAGUCCAGAAAAUCAAACCACACUGAUGUCUGAACCACACUAGUAUCCUGUUCUAUCUUAUCAAGACUACUGAAACAAAACACCAACAGCACAUCGAUAAACAACAGCAUCAAACAGCAAAGAUUAAGCCAAGUUUGCGUUGAAUAUACCAGACAAGGAGAUCAUUUCAUUCAAAGGAGUUGCAUGUGCUGCAUUUCAAUAUGUGUAUUCUGCAUAGAUUCUAGAUUAUUACACGUCUUAUUAAAGGGAACAGGGCCAAUUUUUGCAAUGACGGAGGGUUUUCGGCUAAAAUACAUUGGGCUCUCAAAAAAAGAAGAAGCCGUUUGUUUUGCCGUCAAAGCAGUUUCAAUUUUUUUAUUUGAUCAGCUUCAAUAUAUUGUGUAAAUUAGAACCUGAAGGAAAACUGAGGUUAAUUAUGAUAUGCAAUUUAAGUUGUUAAGAA